CCGUAAGCACACAACAAAACCUUGCUUGUUACACACAGAACGGCCUAGUUCGAAUUUUGAAGGUCACACGCACCAUACCAUCCCAAUUAAUGUCGGUCGACAUGAGCAACCAUUCGAUUACCUCCCAGUCGUCGUGCUCAUCGUAGUUAGAUUAGACAUAAUUUUGUUUUUCUGCCGCAACACAAAAUUGUCAGCUGUUUUGUUCAGUCAGUCAGACUGUCUUGGCAAACAAGUGGUAGUGAUAAUUUCACGUUCAUUCAUUAGUUCAGCCCAUUUAGUGCAUUCAAAACGUAAAUCGUACAAAUAUGUUACCAAGAACGAUCGACCGGUCUGUGCAUCAUCUUCACUCGCUGGCAAAUAGCGGAUUGAAUUCAGGCAAUCGACUGUUAUCACCUGCACUCCGAUUUUACUCACAAAAUGCAAAACAGAAAUAUGACAUUGUGGUUCUCGGGGGCGGUAUUGUUGGGACGGCUUCGGCGAGAGAGAUUUUGCUCCGACACCCUUCCCUGAAGGUUGCCAUUGUGGAAAAAGAGCCUAAGCUGGCUGUCCACCAGAGUGGACAUAAUAGCGGAGUAAUUCACGCGGGAAUCUACUACAAACCUGGUUCGUUGAAGGCAAAACUAUGUGUACAAGGUCUGCAUCUGAGCUAUAAAUAUUUCGAUGAGAAAAAAAUUCCGUACAAGAAAGUGGGCAAAUUGAUUGUCGCAACGAAUGACAUAGAGGUGGAACGAUUGCAAGACCUAUACAAGCGAUCACUUGCAAACAAUGUGCCUGAUGUACAGGUUGUCGAUGCAAAACGUAUCAAAGAGAUCGAACCCUACUGCGAAGGUGUGCAAGCUAUAUGGUCUCCGCACACGGGAAUUGUUGACUGGAGUCUGGUGACUCAGUACUAUGCCAAAGAUUUUAAGGAUGCCGGAGGAGAUGUAUAUCUGAAUUUCAACGUAUCCAAGUUCGAAGAAGUCAGUGACCCGGAUUAUCCGACGUUGUUGAGAAGCAAGGACAACCACACUGUUCAGUCGAGAUACAUUCUUACCUGUGGAGGUCUGCAAUCCGACAAGGUAGCUGAACUGACUGGGUGUUCUUCAGUUCCGAAAAUAGUUCCUUUCCGAGGAGAAUACCUGCUGCUGAAUCCGGAUAAAUGCCACAUGGUUAAGGGAAAUAUUUAUACUGUACCCGAUCCUAGAUUCCCUUUUCUGGGAGUGCACUUUACUCCACGUAUGGAUGGAAGUGUUUGGCUUGGUCCAAACGCUGUAUUGGCAUUUAAGCGAGAAGGUUAUCGUUGGUCUGACUUCAAUCUCUCCGAAUUUCUAGAUGCAAUUAAGUUCCCAGGCCUAAUAAAAAUGAGUAUGAAAUUCAUGGGAGCUGGUAUUCAAGAAAUAACCAAAUCCGCCAUAAUUCCACUGCAAGUCAAAGAAUUGCAAAAGUACAUCCCAAACAUUCACGAAUAUGAUGUCAAACGAGGACCUGCGGGUGUUCGGGCGCAAGCUCUAGAUAAUGAUGGAAAUCUAGUCGACGAUUUUGUCUUCGAUCAUGGUAAGGGUAAUAGUGCCCUUGCCAAAAACAUUCUUCACUGCAGAAACGCACCGUCGCCUGGAGCGACUAGUUCCUUGGCUAUUGCCAAAAUGAUUGCGGACAAAAUCGAGAGUGAAUUUAAUAUUAAGUGAACUGGUAUUGUUUUUGUCAGACUUAUGCGCGACCUAGAACCGAAUAGUGAUUGUAAGCAUAUUAGCAACCGGACAAUAUUCAAAUGCCUUUGUUAGUUGUUUUUAUAUUGAAGUAUUUUGUAAUCUAAGAACGAUGUAAUUAUAAUGCUAAGUAAACUGAACUAAUUGUGUUUAGUGUUGUUUGACUAAUUUAUUGAAAUCUGUUACAAACGGAAUAUCCCGAGGGGCUUUAUAUUCAAAACAAUUU
Topomyia yanbarensis is the source of this 1911-nucleotide messenger RNA. RefSeq names its product L-2-hydroxyglutarate dehydrogenase, mitochondrial (gene L2HGDH). The transcript has 3 exons. NCBI's taxonomy places the organism in Eukaryota, Metazoa, Arthropoda, Insecta, Diptera, Culicidae. Gene Ontology annotation, molecular function: (S)-2-hydroxy-acid oxidase activity; (S)-2-hydroxyglutarate dehydrogenase activity. Bases 306 to 1664 code for a protein of 452 amino acids. The record is from RefSeq and is a predicted model, not a curated record.